This is a messenger RNA of Penicillium malachiteum, 1875 nucleotides long. RefSeq names its product calponin homology domain protein. NCBI's taxonomy places the organism in Eukaryota, Fungi, Ascomycota, Eurotiomycetes, Eurotiales, Aspergillaceae. The coding region runs from base 1 to 1875 and encodes 624 amino acids. The transcript has 2 exons. The record is from RefSeq and is a predicted model, not a curated record. Gene Ontology annotation, molecular function: protein binding.
AUGGCUUCGGUCACUUCCUUGGAUAAAGAUUUGCGCAACAUGCGCCUAUCCCGGUAUACCCCGCAGGCAGCCGCGGAGGUGCGCGAAUGGAUAGAGGAUGUUUUGCGCGAGAAACUCCCAGCGUCUGAUCUACUGGAAGGACUGAAGGAUGGUGUAGCUUUGUGCAAACUGGUCAAUCUGGCCGUAUCCCCCGGAGUGAAGUAUAAGCAGUCGCCAAUGCCAUUCGUUCAGAUGGAGAAUAUCUCGCAUUUCUUGCGCGCAUGUCAAAUGGCACCAAUCAGUCUUCCUCCGCACGACGUUUUCCUCACGGUCGAUCUCUACGAAGCCAAGGAUCCUGCGCAGGUUCUACAAUGUCUGGCUGCACUUAGCCGGAGAGCGAAUGCCCUACAGCCGAGUACAUUUUCGCGUACUGUCGGUCCACAAAGUAAGCGCGUAGUGGUAAGCCCUAACGCGACGGGGUCUUCAACUCCAGGAUCCUACACGCGCAGCGGUCGUGCCUCGAGCAAUGCUAGUGAUGCAGCCCCUGGGUCCUUUAGCUCAUGGAGUAAAAAGGAUGAUGUGUCAAAGACAUCACCAGCGUGGAACAUUCACCAGUACGGUUACAUGGGCGGUGCAAGCCAAGGAAACCAGGGCAUUGCAUUUGGCGCUCGGAGACAAAUUACGACACCAGGCCCGGCUGUGCCUAACCUGGCAGAGAAGGAGAAGCGCAGGAUGGAACAGGAGAGAGAGGCUGAGCGAGUACACCAGCGUGAGGCUGAAGAGCAGGAAGCUCGUGCCAAAGCCGAAGAGCAGCGACGAUGGAAGGAAGAGACCGAUCGGUUGAGAGAGAAGGAGCGCCUCGAUAUUGAAAAUGAGAAACGGCGAUGGGAUGAUGAGAAGCGCCAAUGGCAAGAGGAAGAGCAACGCCGACUUGCGGAGGAAAAGGCAACCGAGGAGCGCCUCGACCAAGAGCGACAGCGCCGAAAGAGCGCGAACGACUCUCGUCUCAACGGUCAAUUUCUAAGCCAGUACCAGGCCGGCCAGAGUGUCGGAGCUGGAGCUACUGCCAGCACUGAGACUUCUGAGAGUCGUCGCAUCAAGGAACUUGAGCGUGAGCUACAGUUGGCUAAAGAACGCGAGCGCAAUUAUGAGAAUGAGCGAAAGGUACCAGAGAAUGAUGUGGACUCUCAGCCUGCUAGUGGAAGCCGCCAACGCCCUGUUCCCGUACCUCCAAAGCCAAGCUAUAGUCUCUCUUCCCUUGAACAGGAACGACGACUCCUUCGCGGCGAAUGGCAGAAGAAUCAGGAUAUGCCAGCAGCCGAUGAGCAUCCAGAUGACUUCGAGGAACAGGCUCCUCCUCCCCCUCCACGACCUCUCCCUGAGCCUGUGCCCUCUCAACAGAAAGCGCCAGCCCUACCCGCUAGAGAACUACCUCCUGCUCCUCGUCCUCUGCCGGAUCCAGUAGCCUACUCCGCCAACCGAGGUCAAGGCCGCACUGAUCGUUUCUUGAACUCGAAUCCUGCCCCUGCAGCACCGCCUGCUACUGCGCACCGCACUCAGGAUUACAGCUCAACAGCAGAGAUAGAUGCAGAAAACAGCCGCCGUUACGCCUCACAGCAGAAGACUCACGCUGGAGGCUGGGCUUCAAAGUCCUUACUGGAACGCGAGAUGGAGCGUGAGCGCGAGCGUCAACGUGAGUGGGAAGAGAACCAGAAACAGACCCAAGCAGCCGUUGAUAGCGGCAUGCGAGACAGCACGCAUGGCUCAGGCCCUGGCCAGACCUGGGAUGUUCAUCAGUAUGGCUACAUGGGCGGAGACAACCAGAACCGUGGAGGCGUAGGGUUGGGUGUUGGAGGUGCAAGACGCCAGAUUAUUGGGCCUCGACCUCCCCCAUAG